AACAGCGGCCCGUGCGCGGCUUCGGGGGCGCUGGCUUCCCCCGUCGCGGCCGCGGCGUCUUCGUGGCCUUUCUCCUUGCUCGGACUCGCCCUUCCUGAAUUUUACGGAGCAGUAGGAAGAGUCUCGAGGUCUUGACCGACGUCUACGUGAAGGACGCACCAAGAGGGACGCGGUGUCGCGCUCUUCUUAAUAGACUCGUAGAUGCGGUUCGCUGCGUAGUCCCCGUACGGGGGAGUGGCAGAAUCCGUGCAAGCGGGAUGUAGGAGCUUUGACUUCCAUUUCUCUUUUAGUUGCGCUUGACGCCUUGAAGUCUCCCCUGGAGCUACUUAAUGGGGACGUCUAUCAGAUGAGGCAGGAGCCUCAGCUUCAAUCUGGGAAGUCUUUAAAUGAAACUUGCUUAAAAUCUUAUUAGAUCAUACAUAAAAGAGAGACCUCAAUCAACAAUAAGGUGAAAAAGAGUGAUGUUGUCCUUAAAAAACCUGCAGAAUAUCAUCUAUAACCCGGUAAUCCCCUAUGUUGGGACCAUUCCUGGGCAGUUGGAGCCUGGAACCUUGAUUGUAAUACGUGGGCAUGUUCCUUGUGAUUCGGACAGGUUCCAGGUGGACCUGCAGUGCGGCAGCAGUGUGAAGCCGCGUGCCGACGUGGCCUUCCACUUCAAUCCACGCUUCAAGUGGUCUGACUGCAUUGUGUGCAAUACUCUGAAAAAUGAAAAAUGGGGAUGGGAAGAGAUCACCUACGACACACCUUUCAAAAAAGAAAAGUCUUUUGAAAUUGUCAUUAUGGUAUUGAAAGACAAAUUCCAGGUGGCUGUAAAUGGGAAACACAUACUGCUCUAUGCCCACAGGAUUACCCCAGGGAAAAUAGACACUCUGGGCAUUUAUGGCAAAGUGAAUGUCCACUCAAUUGGUUAUAACUUCAGCUCGGAUUUCAGAAGUACCCAAGCAUCUACUCUGGAACUGACAGAGAUAAGUAAAGAAAAUGUACUAAAGCCCGACACACCACAUUUUCCUAGUAAUAGAGGAGACAUUUCUAAAAUCGUACCCAGAACUGUCUACACCAAGAGCAAAGAUUCGACUGCCAAUCACACUUUGACUUGCGCCAAAAUACUACCUACCAGCUGUUUGUCAAAGACUCUGCCAUUCACUGCAAGGUUGAACUCCUCAAUGGGCCCUGGACGAACUGUUGUCAUUAAAGGAGAAGUGAAUAAAACUGCCAGAGGCUUUAAUGUUGACCUAGUAUCAGGAAAAUCAAAGGAUAUUGCUCUUCACUUGAACCCACGCCUGAAUAUUAAAGCAUUUGUAAGAAACUCUUUUCUUCACGAGUCCUGGGGAGAAGAGGAGAGAAAUAUUACCUGUUUCCCAUUUAGUCCUGGGAUGUACUUUGAGAUGAUCAUUUAUUGUGAUGUUAGAGAAUUCAAGGUUGCGGUAAAUGGUGUACACAGCCUGGAGUACAAACACAGAUUUAAAGAGCUUAGCAAUAUUGACACGCUGGAAAUUGAUGGAGAUAUUCAUUUACUGGAAGUAAGGAGCUGGUAGCUGACAUGCUUGCUACAAAAACUGAAAUACAAAAUGUCUUAUGUUAACACUGGCUUCGUUAAAAUGCAUCUAUUAUAUUGUUUAUACGUAUAUUUUGUUAAAAUGAGCUUGCAUAAUAUGAAAUCCUACUAGGUAUUCUCAGUCCUUGCCAUGCAGUGUGGCUUUGUCUAUCUAGCACAGAAUAAGGAAAUCUGAGGCAACAGUAACUUAGUCAUUUUUCAGGCAUUUCUGUUCUCUCUCCCACCCCGGCCUCUUCUUUUUAAAAUCUGCUUCACAUUUAACAAGUAUCUAUUCAUAUAGAAGCUAACAUAUAUUGAGCACUUAUUUUUUUUGCCAGCAAUGUGCUAGAGCUGGGGAUAAAUGUAUACAGUGGAGCACAAUACCACUCUGUUCCUUGUUCUCUUGAGCUCAGAAUCCUCUGUGCUCUGCCAUCGUGCCACUGACUUUUCUACGGGCAUUAACUGCAUAAAGGAACCAGAGACAAUUACUGAGCUGUGAAGUUACCUCCAUACUAAUUUACAAGACAUUACUUCUCUAGCGAUCGCUUUCAAACCCAGAGUUCAGUCAUAUCCAGUAAUUAAAGGACUGAUGUUGCCUUACAUCUAGCUCUAACAUUAUGAAAUCUGAACACAGUACAAAGAUUAAGGCAAACAAUGCAGCAAAACAAAACCAAUGGUAUUAAAAUUAACUUGAGGUCAGUCUAUGCUGCCAAUGUCUGUACCAGAAAUGCUUUAGAGUAGCUGAAUUCAGGGUGAGUCAAGAGGUCUACAUGUACUCCAGUAGAAAGUUUAAGGUAGAUGAUUUCAAUCUGUAAAAUGUUUAUGGGUAACAAAGCAAUGUCAAGAUCAGAUUUCAUGACUGUAAAAUAGGCGCUAUCAUGAGGUAGAGAGAGGCAGUAUAAAAAUCUCUUGUCUGCAUGCAAAUAAACUCCACCUCUCUGUUCUAAAGAUUGGUCCCUCAUCAUUAGCAAUGGAGAUCAAAACAUUGUUCAGUGAUUAAAAUCAAACCUGUAUCAGCAAGUUAAAUUUUUGCAUUUCUGUAAUUUUUUCCUAUUAUUCUUUGAAGCGAGUUGGCAGUUCUUUGUACAAUUCUUACAGGUCAGAUCUUGUUAUAGGAAAUUUCAGACGCUUGGGAGUGGGGAGGUAAAAAAGCUAAGUCAGUUUGAUCAUUUUAUCAUGUUCAGUUGUUGGGCUGAAUAUGCUGCCAGUGUUUAGGAAUAUUUUCCUUAAAGAUUUUAGUUAGAUAUUAUUUGUACCCAUAUAGACAACUAGCAAUCUGAUUUUUUAUAAGUACUCAGUGUAGAAGCUUCUGGCACUUAAUUCUUUUCUAUUCAUGUUAAUUUAUUAUGUUGCGUCUUGCCAAGCUUGUGGGGAGCAGAGUUGGGGUCCUAACUUUCACUGGGAAAACUGAAGAAGGAAUCCCCCAGGGGUUUUUCCCUCCAUAAAGAACAUUAGAGGGCUUGAACGAGAUGCAGACUAAGGGGCUCUUAAAGGAAAAAUAAAAGCCCAUGUACAUCGUUUCCUUUCAUUUCUAAACACACUUGAUGUUCACUUUUGUGUCAUGUGGAGGUAUUACUAAAGACAUAAAAUGGAUUCUCUGACGGAAAGAAUAUAAAAUAUCAAUGUGCUUUGAAAAGAAGCUGUCAGUACUUACUGAGUAAUCUUAUCAAGACAUUUCUUAGAUGGGAAUGCAGAUUCCUAGCAAGCUGUUAUCUCUAACGCUGCAAUUUAGUAUUUUGUCACAAUUCUGCAGUAAAUUUCUACAUUAAAUUAGAACAAAGAAUUUCAAACUAAACAUUCUAUGGGACAGUUCUUAGAUGCUUUAAGUUUUUAAAAAAGGUGUAAGUAAAUAAAAUGCCUUAAAUGCA
Messenger RNA from Nyctereutes procyonoides (raccoon dog), 3402 nucleotides. RefSeq names its product galectin 8 (gene LGALS8). NCBI's taxonomy places the organism in Eukaryota, Metazoa, Chordata, Mammalia, Carnivora, Canidae. Bases 462 to 1535 code for a protein of 357 amino acids. The transcript has 11 exons. The record is from RefSeq and is a predicted model, not a curated record. Gene Ontology annotation, molecular function: carbohydrate binding.